ACAUUAGCCUCCAUUACAUCAACGCUUACCACCGCUUAUCCACUAUCCUCGCCCUCAUCCCUAUCGCCACCACUGCCACAGUAUCAUGCAAGUGGUGGCAGUAAUGUUAAACCACCACCCGCAAGACCCCUAUCACCUGUACGUUCGUUACAUCCGAAAUUCUUUGCCUCGGCUACACGGUCGUCACGGCGCACCCCACCCACCAUUUAUACCCAGGCGCCACAGCAGCAACCAACCACCAAAUCAUUACCCAAUAAUUUGAAUUCACCUACCUCGACACAACACCAUAACUACCACCAACCGCACACGCACCUGCAUCAUCCCCACCACCUCCAUCAGCAGGCCCAGCCACUGCAGCAUGGCCACUAUGAGGGGUCGUCGUUGUUGUCAUCGUCGUCCUGCACCACCACCACGACCUCUGCCUGCUGUAACAGUAGAAUUUGUUCCUAUCACAUAGGCAGUGUUCCCCCAGCCUGCAGUAGCAGUAACAAUCUACCACAACAACAAAUGUCCUCCUCCACCACCUCUCAUCAUCAUUAUCAUACCAAUAAAUUUCAGAGUGAUGUUGGUGUUGUCGUCUCGUCCACGUCCUCCACGAGUAAUGUCAUUGGCGCCAUUUCAUCAUCGUCACCAUCCAGCAGUUCCCAGCAUACGCUCAAACCUUUAGCAUUGCCUUUGCCGCCUAGCAGCCACACCUCCUCCGCCGCAGCAGACAAUAAUGCCUCUACGACACUGUCGCACGGUUCAUUGGCGGCGGACCAAAUGGGCUCCGGCUCAAUAUCGUCAACCUCAAGCCUAUAUCCGUAUUCGCAUGGCGCUGGCGGUUGUCUAACACCCACCGGCAGUGUCGGCACCUCGACCACCACCACCAGCCACAAGAAGAAAUCCUCAUUUUUGCAACGUAAAAAACCGAUACUCACGCGUAGUGAGGUUUCCAGUUCCGAAUAUUUUUGUGUUAGUUUUUGUAAUGAAUCCGGCUGUCAAGAUGAGGAAUUUUUCCCUGCCACCAAAGGAGUAACACUGGCAAAUGCUUUAAGUCAAGCUUUAAGAAAACGUAAUUUAAGUUUUAGCCAAUUAACAAUAACCGACAGUUAUGACAAUAAUCAAACCUCAGCAUUUUUGGAAGCAGGCUCUUCACCCUUACAAACUUCACUGGAUGAAAAUACGGAAGUGGAAAACUUAGCUGGCCAUCAUUUGUUUGUCAAUGACAAGGAUAGUUCGAGGAAGAUUCUGACAAAAGCAGCCUCAUUUAACUCCCGUGCCCGACCACCCCGCCUCUUGUCUUCCGCCUCUACGGAUGAAUCAUCCGAAAUUAAUAUAACCGGCCAAAAACAACCCAAACAGCGAUGGUCUAGUCUAUUUGCUGUCAAGAAUCCGCAACAAAGUCAAUUAUGUGAACUGCUGAAUAGUUAUUCGAAGAAUGGUGUACCCCAGAGAACUCCUGCCACGCUGAAUUUUGAUCAUCCCGAUUUGGAUAAUGCCAUUGAGUAUUUGGAUAAAAUGCAUAAAUCAUGGACCGACUUUGUGGAAUGUAGUUCAAUGAAUGAUGCCGAGAUGAGAAUACAGACUGCAAUAUGGGAAUUGGUGACAACGGAGGUGGAUUAUAUCCACUGCCUGCAGACGGUGACAGAUCUCUUCCUGGCCUGUCUGGAAUCCGUGCAAGAGGAGGGCCUCCUCAAGGAAGUCGAUCAACAUCGCCUGUUCGCAAAUAUCCGUGAUAUUUGUGAGGCGAAUUUGAAAUUCUGGACUCUCUAUUUGUAUCCAAUGGUGGCGCAUAGCGUACAAACCCGAGAACCAUUGAGGAUUGGAUUCUUUCAAUCGGGAUUUAUUGCGUUUGCCAAUCUCUUUGCUCCGUACAAAAAAUAUUGUGCCGAACAGAGUACCUGUCAAUUCUAUUGCAAAGAAUUGAAUCGUACCAAUUCGCUGUUCACCUCUUAUCUGGCAUGGUGUGAGGCCCAGAAAAUGUGUAAUCGUUUACGUUUAGCCGAUAUUUUGGUGCGCCCCAUGCAACGUUUGACAAAGUACAGUUUAUUACUGACGGCUAUUAAGAAACAUAUGACAGACAUCGAAGAAAUUGAGGCUUUAGAAAUGAUGAUCCAAACCACCGAAAAUUUUGUAUUUAGUGUUAACAACCAUUUGACGACCCGACAAGAAAAUGAACGCUUAAAAGGAGUUAUGGCUCGCAUUGAGUCAUAUGACGUGGUGGACACCAACAACGAACAUCUGGAGAAAAUGAUCAAGCAGUAUAGUCAAAUGUUUGAUUUGUGUGCUCCAAUGAAAGGCUGUGCCUCUCAGCAUGUACGUCAUCUCUUUAUGGAGGGUGAUCAUCGAUAUAAAGACAAUCUCGGCAAAGCCGAUGUGCAUUGUUUCCUGCUCACCGAUAUGCUAUUGGUUUGCAAAUCGAUAGCCAAAAAAGGUCUGGGUACCUUGAAGGUGAUACGACAACCCUAUCUAACAGAUCGGCUGAUAGUACAACAUUCCAAUAAUAUUUUAAGUUGUGUUUAUCUAAAUGAAUUCCAAGUGGCAGUUAAUGCCUUCACUCUGCAAUGUUCGGAAGCGCAAAAAUGGUAUGAGGCUCUGAAAAGGGCACGCAUGAUUUAUACCCGAUUGAAACAGAGUAGUAUAUCGACGGCCACAAAUUGGGAUGCGGCAAUGCGUUUUGGUGGUAGUAUGAUCAGUGCUGGCACUGUUGAUAGUCUGGGCGUGAAGAAGUCUCCGCUGAAUUCUUCCAUUUGUAGCCAUGUGACAAGUGCUAAUAAUAGCCAUAGUGGUUCGGUGGAAUGGAAUGAUUCGAGGAAUAUAUCAGUGGAAUUUGAUAAGACAAAUUCAUUGUCCAGUGAUGAGGGGUGUGCUUAUUUGGGAGCCCAUGGUUUUCCCUUGAAGGGUAAGCCUUUAACCACAAUUAGUCCCCAAAAGCUGAAAGUGAAUACCACCAGUUCCUCCAACACCCUGACCGUGCAGCCAUUAAAUCAUUUGGGCCAAAGUCUGCCCAAUUUAAAUUUACAUCACAGCCCUCCUAAUAAUACCCUAUUGGUACCGGGUGCAGCCAAUACAAGCAGCACACAAUCGGGUAAUUUAUUAUUAUCGCCUAGUCAUCGGGGUAUAUCAUAUCCGCCACCAAGUCCAACGAGAGUCCCCUUAAGACGUGGCAAUGCAUUUUCCAAUUCCAUCAAAUAUCCCCCGCUGUUGAAGACCCGUAACAUCACAUCCCAAAAUAGCAUUAAUUGGCAUCAUAUACCGGCCACACCCACCCCGACCAGUCCCCAAUCGCAGCAUGCCUCACCCAGCCGGCAGAUUUUGGCACCAAAUACCCCGGAUAAUGUUAGUGUGACGAGUAAUAGUAGCACUAAUUUGGCAGUUAAUACUCUAACGGAUACUGAGGCGGCAGCAGCCAGUGGUGGCAGCGGCAGUGGCGCCGGCAGCACUCAACAGCUGCACCAGCCACUCCAAUCAAAUCCCAUCAUCUUAUCAACACAGUUAUCGAAUUCCACAGAAACGGAUGUUUGA
Messenger RNA from Musca vetustissima, 3507 nucleotides. RefSeq names its product pleckstrin homology domain-containing family G member 5-like. The annotation marks the transcript as partial. Gene Ontology annotation, cellular component: plasma membrane; endocytic vesicle; axon. The transcript is spliced from 11 exons. Lineage: Eukaryota; Metazoa; Arthropoda; Insecta; Diptera; Muscidae. The record is from RefSeq and is a predicted model, not a curated record. Gene Ontology annotation, molecular function: guanyl-nucleotide exchange factor activity. Gene Ontology annotation, biological process: Rho protein signal transduction; endothelial cell migration.